GAAAAGAAAAUGUACAUUUCUGUUUUCCUACCUCCAAUCCAUUUAUUUUUCAGUCUGAGAUCUUUCUCACAAGAGAAAGUGCUGUUCUUUUAGCCCUUUAUCCUCACUGUGUCAUAUAUUAUUAAUGAAGAAAGACCUUGCUGUUCAUGUGCUGCAUCAGCCUCUACUAUGUUGAUUUUUUUUCUUCGUUCAUUUAAAGAAAACAAAUUCACAUCUAUGCCUCUGCUUCAUCCGGGAGUGAAUGGAUUGUAAAAGGAACAAGGCUGUGGUUUAGCAAUUAGGGCUCAGGACUCAAAGUCACUGAGGUUACAGUUCUGGGGGAGAUUUGCCAUUGUUUGUUCUGAUGAAGUUCCUCCUAAAUGAGGUGAUUAUUGUAGCUGUCAGGAAUUAAAAGGUAGGACACAUUGAUUUUAUCCCCACUGCAAUCUCCAGGACGUGCCGGUACAGAGCAGUCAAUGUGAAUUGCCAAUUAAGAAAAAAACAAUAUUGGCAAGUUUGAGGAAAAAACUCCCUCCAGCCAGUGCAUAACACUCCUGCCAUUCAAAUCACCAUCCUCAAGCAAAAGCAUUAGCAAACCUGCCCAGAAAAUUGACAAAGAUAAGCUUUUUUUGGCGAAGCUAGAUAGCAAAUUGUAGCACUGAGAGCCUGUCUGCACAGGGGAAAUGGAGCAGAACUGCUAUAAAGGAAUACACUUCAUGUGCACAACCUAUCUCAAGAUAAAAAUCAUUCUGCUUUGGAAUAAUUUUUUUCUGCUGUGAAAACACAGCAGUUAUUCAGGAAUGUCUUUUAUUUCAGAAUCAAAGUGCCUACACUUUAACAUAUUCUGCCAUUUUUCUAAUGAAAAUAGAUACAGCCAUUGAUAAUAUAAAGAUGCUUCCACAAUAGCUACUGUGGAAAUCUUCGCCUUGAAAAUAAGACCUGGAAAUACCAUGUUUUCAAUUACCUUGUAUUUCAAAUACAGCGUGCAUAAAUGGGUACAGUUAACUCACAUGGAAAUUUCAGCAGUUUUCCUGCAAUUAAAAAUAAUUAAUGCGUGGCUUUGGGCUGAAGAAACAGGUCCAGAAUAGCAGCCAGGAAUAGCGUCUUUGACAUGAUGGAGUGAACUUGGUUUAGAGAAUUCCUAGUGGCUAUUAGUAUCUGGAUAUCUAUUACUACACUUGGUAGAUAAUUUCUACUCUUGUGACAACAAACCUGAGUCCUGAGUGGUGCUUUCAAUGUGAGAUCUAAGAGUAGUUAGGGGAGAUAUCUUUACUCUUCGUUUGCAAAUAGGGAAAGGCAGGUAACAGUGGUAAGAUAACAUUUUUGAUGCUGCCCAGAAAAAUGACCUUUUAUUUUCUAACCUCUGAAUACAUAGCAUACACUUCCCUUUUUCUAUUUUUUAAGGGAGAUGGUACUGUGGCAGGACAUGCAGCUUAUGGAUAGUAAAACAAACAGACUUGACAAGGAGUUUGGCCUUCAGUAAGCAUCAAAGAUCCAGAAAGCUCCCACCUGAAUCUGGCUUAUCAUGGAAUGGCUUGAAGUGGAAAGGACCUUAAGGAACAUUUAGUUCCAAUUCCUAGCUGCGCAAAUGGGUGGGCAUGAAAUUCAAACAUAGAGGCACUGAUGUUCUGGUAACUCCUUACAGAUGUAAUUGCAGUCUGUCGGUCCAAGGCCUCACCAUGCUUUAUAGGGCUGCAGUCAGAUAUUCAGCUCAAAAAUCUGAUCAUGUCUCUGUCCCAGACUUCUAUCAGCCCUCUUACCAGAGGAAAACAUCCCUCUCUUCAAUCAUACCUUAAUGACAUCCUCCCUUUUUGAUGUACAUUUAUGAACAACUGCUUAGAAGAAUAAAAUUUCAUCAGAAAUCUAUGACCAACACCUGCAUCAAACCAGAGCGACGCGUUACUUUCACACACAAAAAGGCCAAAUAUCCCCUAGUUUAACGUUUUUGCUGCUCACUCUGGAUUGUAUAACACUGUACUCUUAGUGAUGACAUGUUUUGUGUGUUUAAAAUCCUACGUGCAACCACAGCUGCCCCACUUGGCUGAGCCCACCCAGUGCCUCCAUUCUGGGCUCCUGUCAGGGGAGUGGGCAGACGUGGCCCUUUAAGCUUUAACCCAAUCACAUUAAUAUCCAGAACAAAAAAUGCAUUCCCCGGUGAAAACAGCUGUUAAAAAGAGGUGACUCUUCUUAUUCAGCGGGGUUUUAGAAAGGUAAGUCAAGCUGAGAGCAGCGGGGAGGAACUGGGAAGAGCCACAACCCUGAGUCAGCCUGAGGCUGAAGCAGCGCCACAAAAACUACAGCUCCCAGAAGGCACCGCGGCGCCCCCGCACGAUGCAUAGAAGCUUGAUACCUCCCGCCCUGCCUUCCCCAGCCUUCUACUGGGUGGAAGCCCGCUUCCCUUUCUUCUGAUUGGUUGCAGUGCCAGCAGGGGCGGUUGCUCUGUGUUUGAAGGGGGCGCAAGAUGGCGGCGGGCGAGGCGGUGGGACGCUACCGGAGCAGCAUGAGCAGGAGCAAGGACCCUUCGGGGCUGCUCAUCUCUGUGAUCAGGACUCUGUCUACCAGUGAUGAUGUUGAGGACCGGGAGAAUGAGAAGGGCCGCCUGGAAGAAGCUUAUGAGAAGUGUGACCGGGAUUUGGAUGAGCUCAUUGUCCAGCACUACACUGAGCUCACCACUGCGAUUCGCACCUACCAGAGCAUCACGGAGCGCAUCACCAACUCCCGGAACAAAAUCAAACAGGUGAAGGAGAACCUGUUGUCAUGCAAGAUGCUGCUGCAUUGCAAGAGGGAUGAGUUGCGCAAGUUGUGGAUUGAAGGAAUUGAACACAAACAUGUCCUGAAUUUGCUGGAUGAGAUAGAGAACAUCAAACAAGUGCCCCAGAAGCUGGAGCAGUGCAUGGCCAGCAAGCACUACCUCAAUGCAACGGACAUGCUGGUAUCAGCAGUGGACUCCUUGGAGGGUCCCCUUCUUCAGGUGGAGGGAUUGAGUGAUCUGAGACUGGAGCUCCACAGCAAGAAGAUGAACAUGCACUUAGUCCUGAUAGACGAGUUACACCGUCAUCUUUACAUCAAAUCAACUAACAAAGUGGGACAACGCAACAAGGAGAAGGGGAGAAUAAGUUCGCUUGUGAAAGAUGCUUCUUCUGUACCCCUCAUGGAUGUUACUAACUUGUCUACACCUCGAAAGUUCCUUGAAACUUCCCAGUUCAGUACUCCUGGAAGCUCCAGCAUGCGUGAAACAAGCCUCCUGGAAAUUAAAGAAGAUAUGGAACUGGAUCCAGAGGAGAACAGCACCGUCUUCAUGGGCAUACUCAUCAAAGGGCUGGCCAAGCUGAAAAAAAUCCCUGAAACAGUGAAAGCCAUCCAGGAUCGCCUAGAACAAGAACUCAAGCAGAUUGUUAAGCGGUCCACAACACAGGUGGCAGACAAUGAUUACCAGAGAGGGGAAAAUAUUUCCCAGGAAAAUCAGCCUAGGUUGCUGCUGGAGCUGCUGGAGCUUCUCUUUGACAAAUUCAACGCUGUGGCUGCUGCACACUCCAUAGUCCUUGGACAUCUUCAGCAAACGGUGGCCUCUCCUUGCAGCCAGUAUGAUGGUGAUAUCAAGCUCUAUGACAUGGUUGAUGUGUGGGUGAAGAUCCAAGAUGUUUUGCAGAUGCUCCUGACAGAAUACCUGGAUAUGAAGAACACCCGCACUGCCUCGGAGCCAUCCACCCAGCUCAGCUAUGCCAGCUCUGGGAGAGAAUUUGCAGCAUUCUUUGCAAAGAAGAAGCCACAAAGGCCUAAAAACCCUUUGUUCAAGUUUGAGUCCUCCUCCCAUGCUAUUAGCAUGAGUGCCUAUUUGCGUGAGCAGAGGAGGGAGCUGUACAGCAGAAGUGGAGAACUUCAAGGAGGACCAGAUGAUAAUUUAAUCGAAGGUGGAGGAUCCAAGUUUGUCUGCAAACCGGGAGCCAGAAACAUCACCAUCAUCUUUCACCCACUCCUCAGAUUCAUCAAGGAGAUAGAGCACGCCAUGGAGCUUGGCCCAACCAAACAGUGUCCUCUCCGUGAGUUCCUCACCAUGUACAUCAAGAACAUCUUCCUCAAUCAGGUCCUGGCUGAGAUCAAUAAAGAAAUCGAAGGAGUCACGAAGGCAUCUGACCCCUUGAAGUUAUUGGCUAAUGCAGAUACCAUGAAGGUCCUGGGUGUGCAGAGGCCUCUUCUGCAGAGCACAGUAAUUGUGGAGAAGACUGUUCAAGACCUGAUGAACCUGAUGCAUGACUUGAGUGCUUAUUCGGAUCAGUUCCUCAACAUGGUGUGUGUGAAGCUCCAGGAGUACAAGGACACCUGCACCCUUGCCUACAGGAGCAUCGUGCAGUCAGAUGAAAAGCUGGUGAUCAGUGCAUCCUGGGCUAAGGAUGAUGACAUCAGCAGGCUCCUGAAAUCUCUGCCCAACUGGAGCAACAUGGCUCAGCCCAAGCAACUGAGACCCAAGAGAGAGGAAGAGGAAGAUUUUAUAAGGGCUGCUUUCGGCAAAGAGUCAGAAGUUCUCAUUGGCAACUUGGGAGAUAAACUCAUCCCCCAACAGGAGAUCCUGCGGGACGUCAGCGACCUCAAGGCCUUGGCCAACAUGCACGAGAGCCUGGAGUGGUUAGCAGGCCGUACCAAGGCAGCCUUCUCCAACCUCUCAGCUGCCCAGACCAUGUCUCCUGGCCAGGACAGCCAUGCCAGCAUGGAAAACCUUCCUGCAUCCGAACAGAUCCUGCAAACUCUGAGUGAGCUGGCCAGGUCCUUCCAAGAGAUGGCUGACCGCUGCCUGCUGGUUCUACAUUUGGAAGUCAGAGUUCAUUGCUUCCACUACCUGAUCCCAUUGGCUAAACAAGGGAACUAUGCCAUCGUUGCCAAUGUGGAGAGCAUGGACUAUGACCCCCUUGUUGUCAGGCUCAAUAAGGACAUCAGUGCCAUCGAGGAAGCCAUGAGCGCCAGCCUCCAGCAGCACAAGUUCCAGUACAUCUUUGAAGGUUUGGGCCACCUCAUCUCCUGCAUUCUUAUCAACGGAGCCCACUACUUCAAGCGCAUCAGUGAAUCUGGCAUCAAGAAAAUGUGUAGGAACAUUUUCAUCCUCCAGCAAAACCUGACAAACAUCACCAUGUCACGUGAGGCUGACCUGGACUUUGCAAGGCAGUACUAUGAGAUGCUCUACAACACAGCAGAUGAGCUCUUAAACCUGGUAGUGGAUCAAGGUGUGAAGUACACAGAGCUGGAAUACAUCUAUGCCCUGAACUUACUGCACCGGAGCCAGACGGGUGUGGGAGACCAAACCACACAGAACAUGAGGUUGCAGAGGCUGAAGGAGAUCAUUUGUGAGCAGGCUGCUAUCAAACAGGCCACCAAGGACAAGAAAAUCACUACUGUUUAAUCUGCUCAACCACAGUGAGCAGCAGGGGCUGUCAGGUUGCAAGUUCAGAUUUCUAUGUUUCUGUUAUAAUUUAUGGCAAAAGAAUGUAUCUUCUGAGUGACUGCUAGCGAGAAAGGAAAUGCAAUUUAAAAUUUGGUUUUGGGGUUUUCUUCAGUAGGGGUUAAUGUGUAAUCAUGUAAUGCUUCCUUAAUGUGUUCUUCCAGUAGUGGUUGCACUGCAGGAGGAACAGGCAUUCUGGUGGAGAUUUAGGUGGGGUGUUUGGCUUUGCUCUGUCGCUGCUGCUUUGCAUUGGGAUAUAAGGCAGGAUGGAAAAAGAGAUUUCACACUGGCUGAGGCCAGAGCUGUCAGUGAAAGUUCAGACCACACUGAAGUAAAAAGCACCAUGACAUUAUUUGUUGGUAACAUGUGGGAUCGUGAUGAUUUUGAAGCUGUUCCAACAGCGUUGCUGCAUGGGAAGCCUGUUUCAGCUCUGCCAGUACUUUUUGCAGUGACAGUCAUAGAUGCAUCUAGUUUUCUGCUGUUUCCACUGCAAAGAGAUCUAGUUGCUUAUUCCUCCAGAUAGUAAUAAGCCAAUUCUCGUAAUGGGAGGUAACGUGGGACCAUUUGUUUCCACUUCUACUUUUUCAUUAUCACAGAGCCAUAUGGCAUCAGUUUCUGCAGCUCAUACUGCACUGGAUGAUAGUGAAUGUAGGAGAAAAUUGACAAUAUAAAGGUAAUAGCUGAACUUAAUUCUCUUUUUCUGAAUAUAUCUUUAGAGUAUGCCCAGCUCAGAAGAUAAUUUCUAAUCACCAUUUGAUGUGCUGGAAGGACACACAGUAGCUCAGCACUGAAUGAUCAGCAAGGGCAGGAGGAGGGCACAUUCCAGCUCUGCAGAAUGAGAAGAGCUCACAACACCAUUCUGUCCUGCCUUGGCCAUUUGUACCUGCCUGAUAAAAGAUUCCUUAUUCACCGGGGCUGAUAAGUUUAUGUCAGCUUUCCAAACCAAGGAUGCACUGCACUUGUAUUUGUCAGGUGAAUGGCAAACCCGGCUGGGUUUCGCAUUCUGAGAUAGGUUCUCUCUGAGCUGUGUAACUUCUCAUGCAUCUGUCUUGAAACUUCAGAAUUAAAAGAUAUUUGAGGACUCCUCAAA
Molecule: messenger RNA, 6500 nt
Organism: Phasianus colchicus (ring-necked pheasant)
Lineage: Eukaryota; Metazoa; Chordata; Aves; Galliformes; Phasianidae
Gene: EXOC4
Product: exocyst complex component 4
Biological process (GO): chemical synaptic transmission; Golgi to plasma membrane transport; exocytosis
Cellular component (GO): growth cone membrane; synapse; exocyst
Source: RefSeq, a predicted model, not a curated record